AGUUUGUAGAUAGUUUUGCUGUCAACAGUCUCACGAGGUUUUGGAAAUUUCGGCAUAAUUUGUCGCAGGCCUACGUUGCUCUGCUCAGGGCUGUUCCCGAAGGCCAAGGUCUACAGGCUCCUGACGAAGUGCCCUCGCUGUCGACCUCUGAAUCCAUUCCAUUCCGUCAUGGCGGGUACUGGAAAGAUGGCAUCAUCCCUUCCGCUUGGACUGCUCCUACUCGUACAACUCCUUACCAUAUGGACUGUGCAUGGACAAGCAACAUGCCCUUCUGGACGAAGCUGUGUCUACCACUAUAAAUGUCCACAUAAUAAAGGAACUUUCACCGCCAUAACGAACAUGGCAGUGAACUUUUCAGCAGCCCAAGAUACUUGUAGAGAACGAUACAUGAUGUUGCCUAGCAUUUACCAUUAUAAAUGCUACCGAGAGUUUGUCCGUACACAACUUGACAACCAACCAGCCUGGGUGCACCGUGUCACCGGAGACAAGGCCCUAGCAACAGAUGGCGCACAAUACCAUCGGAAUCAUAAAUUUUCAGUCACGCUAUGUGUCCCGGCCAUAAUUCAAUGUGAUAUACCCUUUCAAAAGGUCAAUCUAUAUGCCUUUAAGACCCCUGGAGAGACCUUCAAGGAUGCCCUGGCAACGUGUGCAAAACAUAAAAUGAUAAUGCCCGGAAAUCUUGGUACUAAAUGCUACGGGGAGUUUACGGAGACCGCACUUGACAACGAACCAGCCUGGUUGAAUGUUCUGACAGGAGGCCUGGCAUUGGCAACAAAUGGUGUACAAUACAAUCGAAUUAACAUAAAGCUUAAGGUCACUUUUUGUGUCCCAGAACAGAACCGGUGUCCCGGCACAACUCAACGGUUGCAUACAUUCUGUGUGGGCAAAGAUCAACCUCCUGCAGGGUUUGAAUCUUGGGGAACCAGGUACAAUAACGUGUAUCUCGGUUGUCCGAUGGGUAUGACAAACGUAAACGGAUGGCCGAUUCCAAAUUGCGUUCCCGUACAAUGUCCUGAUCCGCAGCUUGAGAACGGUGUUGCUAAUACAGUAAUCAAAGGAGUGUACGUAGAGUUCAAGUGCGAUCCUGGAUACUACCUCAAGGGAGAACCAAGUUUAUUCUGCUUCAGACCAGGCACAUGGUCUAAUUAUGUACCAACAUGUGUCAGCAUUGAUUUUGUGGGGUACAGUUACUGUACUAACACGCAAAGUGUGCUUAGACAAACGAACACAACAAUCCCUCUUCAGACUGGCAGAGACCUGUGCCACGACAAGAAUGGCACGGUUCUACAGAUGAAUACGGUACUUUUUGGAUGCGCAGACCAAAUGAAUACGUGGGGCAGUUAUUGGAUCGACUAUACAGCAGCGACGAGGUUGAUAGUCCCAUAUACGUCUUAUUCAAAGUCUCGGUAUGGACAGAUCAGCAAAAAUUUUUAUGCCAUUGAAUAUCGUUCUCAAUAUAUCCUAUGUGAGCUGGCUUGUGACCGUUCUGAAUUUGACAACAUAGCCACAAUCUUACCUGCUGGGAGCGUGACCUGCCUUACAGGAUAUGUCUACAAUGCCGCUCAGCCAGUGUGCAUUAAUGGUACAGAGGUUGGAAGGUGCACCCUUGUAAAACCUGAUUACGUCUACUCCUCUCAGAGGCAGUCCAUCUUCUUGCAGAUCGGACAAUAUACAUAUUUAGAAGCCCGCAAGAAAUGCAACGAGGAGGGAGGCAAUAUGCCCACCGUAGAAUUGGCCAAAGGUGGAUACAUGCAUGGAAUGAUAAUAAAUGCGACAACCAACUUGUGGAUAGAUUAUGGCCCGGCCAGCACCAACCAGGCCCGUCUACUUCAUGGCCGAUUCUGGCCCAAGGUGGUAGUUUCAAUUGUGUAUUUGGAAACUCGCAAGAACCAUUACACCGCUGUGUGCGAAAUACCUUGUCGUCGCACUCGUGGGGACAACAUAGCUUCUCUCUCAGCAAGUGGUUAUGUGAUCUGCAAUCCUGGUUUUGAAUACAAGGGCAGCCAGCCUGUGUGCAAACCUACCUCAGGUGGUCAGCCUAGCAAAUCUAUCGGGACGUGCACAAGCAUCCCAGGCAAAUAGAGUACGGGCACUGAUUGAUCUGAUGGCAUACGUUGUGAUUAUUGGGACAGUUAGAAAAGCUAUUAGUCAGGUCAAACAUCCGGGAUCGUCCUCCUCGUUCCUUUUGGUGUUGCUUUUGUUUCAUUUCAUAAUCUUGCCAUUCAGAGGAAUAUUCUUUCCUAUUUUCGUUGUCUUUUUUUCUGCAUCCAUUUCAGCAUAUGCUUUGUGUUUUGGUUAUUGCCACUGCCAAGAAUAAAAUAACUUAUCCUGGUAUGUCCAUAGCCAUCUAGCGUGUCGCAUUCCAUAUGAUAUUGUG
Molecule: messenger RNA, 2377 nt
Organism: Sycon ciliatum
Lineage: Eukaryota; Metazoa; Porifera; Calcarea; Leucosolenida; Sycettidae
Exons: 14
Coding region: 169-2082 (637 amino acids)
Source: RefSeq, a predicted model, not a curated record